This is a messenger RNA of Pteronotus mesoamericanus, 911 nucleotides long. RefSeq names its product BTB/POZ domain-containing protein KCTD12-like. Gene Ontology annotation, molecular function: protein binding. Gene Ontology annotation, cellular component: signaling receptor complex. Bases 1 to 879 code for a protein of 292 amino acids. The record is from RefSeq and is a predicted model, not a curated record. Gene Ontology annotation, biological process: protein homooligomerization; regulation of G protein-coupled receptor signaling pathway. NCBI's taxonomy places the organism in Eukaryota, Metazoa, Chordata, Mammalia, Chiroptera, Mormoopidae. The transcript has a single exon.
AUGGCCAUGCCAGAGAAAUCAAGUUGUGCUAAACCAAAUGAGGAUUUCAGUCAUUUCCCCGAGAUUAUUGAACUGAACGUGGGUGGUCAGGUGUACAUCACUCGCUAUCUUACUUUGGUCAGUGUUCCUGGCUCCCUGCUCUGGGAAAUGUUCAGUGAAAAGAAUCCUUGCUACCUAAUCCAGGACAACAAAGGGAGAUUCUUUGUAGACCGAGAUGGUUUCCUCUUUCGUUAUGUGCUAGACUACAUGAGAGACCGGAAACUAGUGCUUCCUGACCACUUUCCAGAGUGUGGUCGGCUCCAGAGAGAAGCAGAAUACUUCAAGCUACCAGAGUUAGUGAAGAUGCUGGCUCCCAAAAUCAAUAAGAUAAAGUCAUUUGGCAAUGAUUUAUGCCAAAGUGAUCUAGAAGAGCUUUCCUCCAACAUUGACAUCACAUGCAAUCUCUUUUCAAGUAAUAACAUCCAAGUUAGCAGCCCUGAUAACUCCUCAGUUCUGAGUGCAAAUACUGGUUCUGACCUCAAGAAGGCAGGUUUCAUCACAAUUGGCUAUCGAAGCUCCUAUACUCUGGGUAGGGAUAGCCAAGCAGAUGCCAAAUUCCGCCGCGUGGCCCGAAUCAUGGUGUGUGGUAAGAUCUCAUUGGCCAAAGAAGUAUUUGGAGAUACUCUAAAUGAGAGCAGAGAUCCUGAUCGUCCCCCUGAGAGGUACACUUCUCGAUAUUACCUCAAAUUUACCUUUCUGGAACAAGCCUUUGAUAAAUUAGCUGAUGCUGGCUUUCACAUGGUUGCAUGCAACUCCUCUGGCACCUGCACUAUCACCCAUGACCAAACAGAUGACAAGAUCUGGACUUCUUACACUGAAUAUGUUUUCUGCCGGGAGUGAUACUUUAAAGAAAAUCACCAAGAAAAUACAAA